Messenger RNA from Odocoileus virginianus texanus, 1042 nucleotides. The record is from RefSeq and is a predicted model, not a curated record. NCBI's taxonomy places the organism in Eukaryota, Metazoa, Chordata, Mammalia, Artiodactyla, Cervidae.
CACCAGGGGAGCAAGUUACUCUUUUCAGGGUACCCACUCUAGGAAAAAAAUUAAAGAAUAUAUAAUUAAUAAGCUAAAAGAAAAAUAGAAUAUAAAAUUGUUUAAUAAUCCAAAAAGACAACAGGGGAAGAAAAAACAUAAAUCAAGUAGGACAGAUAGAAAACAAACAGUGAGGUGGUAGAUAUAAACCCAAAGGUGUUGAUAACUAUAUGAAAUGUUAAUAGAAAUAGCCAUUCUUUUUUCUAUGAAAAUUUAGUAUCUCAUAUCUUUAAGAGUUCAUGAAAUUCUCAUUUUCAAGUUAUUUAACAGUGUUUCUCUUUUUCCCCAUAGACUGCCCUUCAUCCACCUGGGUUCAGUUCCAAGACAGUUGUUACAUUUUUCUUCAAGAAGCCAUCAAAGUUGAAAGCAUAGAGGAUGUCAGAAAUCAGUGUACUAAUCAUGGAGCAGACAUGAUAAGCAUACAUAAUGAAGAAGAAAAUGCUUUUAUACUGGAUACUUUGAAAAAUCAAUGGAAAGACCCAGCUGAUAUCUUAUUAGGCAUGUUUUUUGACACAGAUGAUGCCAGUUUCAAGUGGUUUGAUAAAUCAAAUAUGACAUUUGUUAAAUGGUCAGACCAAGAAGAUGGCGAAGAGCUAGUUGACACCUGUGCCUUUUUGCACACCAAGACAGGUGAUUGGAAAAAAGGAAAUUGUGAAGUUUCUUCUGUGGAAGGAACCCUUUGUAAAGCAGCUAUCCCAUAUGAAAAGAAAUAUUUAUCAGAUAACCGCAUUUUAAUAUCAGCUUUGGUGAUUGCUAGCACAGUAAUUCUGACAGUUUUGGGAGCAGUUGUUUGGUUCUUGUACAAAAGAAGUUUGGAUUCUGGUUUCACCACAGUUUUUUCAACAGCACACCAAUCACCUUAUAAUGAUGACUGUGUUUUAGUAGUUGCAGAGGAAAACGAAUAUGAUAUUCAGUUUAACUAAGAUUUUGGAAAUGUCAGAUUAAGACAUCAAAUACCUUUCCUCUGCAAGAUUUCAAUAUAAAACCUGACAAUGAAAAUUAA